This is a messenger RNA of Didymodactylos carnosus, 1527 nucleotides long. The record is from the annotation of a GenBank genome assembly. NCBI's taxonomy places the organism in Eukaryota, Metazoa, Rotifera, Eurotatoria, Philodinida, Philodinidae.
AUGCCGGUGCAGUUGUCAGAUUUUCAAAAGAUUGGUCUUGGGUUAUCGAUAUUCGGCGUCGGUUUUCUAUUUAUUGGCAUGAUAUUCUUAUUUGAUAAAGGUCUAUUAGCUGUAGGCAAUAUUCUAUUUCUUGCUGGAUUAUCAAUGAUUAUUGGAUUUGAAAGAACAUUUCGAUUUUUUUUUCAAAGAUAUAAAAUAAAAGGCACAGUAUUAUUUUUUGGUGGUAUUUCAUUUGUGUUAUUUGGUUGGCCGCUUAUUGGAAUGAUUAUUGAAGCAUACGGAUUUUUCCUGUUAUUCGGUGGUUUUCUACCUGUCGCUGUCAAUUUUCUGAGACGUCUUCCAAUUAUUGGUUCAAUACUACUGUUACCAGGCAUUCGUCAGAUGUCAUUUACUUUUAAGAAAAAACUGAGUACUGCUGCGAAUGAUGCAACAUCGGCAGCGCCCUCAUCUUCUUCAACCCUUCGUUUACCGCCUGGCACUCGUUUAAACACAAAUGGAAAUUUGUUAUUAAUAUCAUCGGGUAUACAAUCGUUAGACUCAUUUAUUGGUGGAGGUUUUCCAGUCGGUUCAUUAAUUUUGAUCUAUGAAGAUGACGAUUCAUCCUAUUUAUCCGAUUCCAUUCUACGUUGUUUUUUAUCGGAUGGUGUCUACAGUAAACAUGAUCUUUGCAUAUCAUCAAUGAGAACGGAUCCAACACAAUUUAUCAAGAAUUUACCUACUAAAAGUGAAAAAGAUCAAGAACAAGAAGACGGCCAAAGUGAUGAUUCAUCGAUGAAAAUCGCGUGGCGUUAUGAAAAUCUAUCGUCAUCUACCCCUUCGCUUAAAGCUCAACAACAUUCUCAUUACGAUUUAAACAGCAAAAAUUCAAUUCUGCCAGAAUUACUUGAUCAAAUAUCUAUAACUAAAUUUACAUGGACAGAUUAUGAACAGAAACAACAGAGAUCUAAGCAGAAAUGGUCAACAAGUUAUCGUGAUUUUUUGUUUCAAUCGAUCGAUAAUUUAAUAUUAUCAAAUUAUUCUACAACAAAUGUUAAAGAAGACAAACGUAUAUUACGUUUGUGCAUUCAAUCAUUAUCAUCCUGUCUAUUCGAUACGGAUCAGGAACGUUUUGCUCAAAUAUAUUCAUUUCUCUAUUGUUUAAGGAUAUCGCUACGUCAAUCAUUAGCAACGUGUAUUGUAACAUUAUCAUCAAAAUAUUUCUAUAAACAACUGGAAAAUUUAUGUGAUAUUAUUUUCGAAAUGAAACUACCAUCUCAACUGAUAAGUGGUGAUUACGUUGGAUUUUGCAAUAUAAUCAAAUUACCUAAAUUAAACUCGAUCACAUCUUUUAUACCGGAUACAUGGGACAUUGGAAUUAAACUGAUUAAACAUAAGAAAUAUCUGUUGUUUGAAAAAUAUUCUAUCCCACCAGAUCUCGCUAGUGAUGCGAGUCGAGAUGGCUCCAAUGAAAAAAAGAGUAGUAGUUUAAUGAACAAUUCAUCUUCGGCAUGUUCGACUCAUCUUCAAGCUAAUAAAUUAGAUUUUUAA